Pseudocercospora fijiensis CIRAD86 is the source of this 1967-nucleotide messenger RNA. RefSeq lists its product as uncharacterized. The transcript has a single exon. Gene Ontology annotation, cellular component: ERMES complex. NCBI's taxonomy places the organism in Eukaryota, Fungi, Ascomycota, Dothideomycetes, Mycosphaerellales, Mycosphaerellaceae. The record is from RefSeq and is a predicted model, not a curated record. The coding region runs from base 33 to 1364 and encodes 443 amino acids. Gene Ontology annotation, biological process: mitochondrion organization; phospholipid transport. Gene Ontology annotation, molecular function: lipid binding.
ACGCUGCGGAGAAAUUGUAAAGACAGCACGGGAUGAGUAAGGUUUCGUUUGUCAAGGCGCCGCGCCGCGGGACCCGCUCUGAUGCUUGGCAUUCACUCAUCGUCAGCUGCUUCUUCCCUGUCGUCACGAACAAGAACGACGACAUAUCGCGGAUCGCAUCGGACGGCGGAUCAUCAACAUCCUACGAGCUUCCAAAUUCGGAUCAGAUGUCGGUAGACGUCAACUGGGAAGCGCUCACUGGAGGCGACGACGGCGCUGCCCUGGCCGAGACCAUACGACAAUUCGUCCACGAGCGUUUUCAAUCCAUCUCACUGCCCAAUUUGAUCAGAUCGGUCUCGGUGCACGCCUUUGAAUUCGGCAAAAUAGCUCCUGAAAUCACUCUCAAGGAUAUUGGCGAUCCCUUGCCCGACUUUUACGAGAGCGAGGGAGAAGAUUCUGUAGACGACCCUGUAGAUGCUGCCACUACUGCAGACAGCGUUCCAGAACAUCAUCCUACAAGCACGCGGCACCCCAGCGACGCAGAUGGCUCGCGUCGUCGGUCGCAGCUGAAUAUCCUGCAUCCAUCGGGCACGCACAAUCUCACACAAGGUACGACGCCAGGCAUUCUGGGGCAUACAUCCAAUCUAGGCUAUUUUCACCUGCCAUUGUCAGCUGGCUUGCCCGGUACGCACACUCCUUUGGCUGCCGUCGCCGGCGCUCACUUCCAACACGGUCAAAUGCCUCCCCACGGCGCGCAUCACCAUGCAGAUUCGCCCAGCUCCGUCUCGCCAUCCUCCACAGCCACUCCAGUAUCCUCGCAAGACCAUGCAUACUUUAGUCAACGACCAGGCUCAGCUGUUGCUGAUGAUCUUGACAUGCCUUCCAAUUCUUUGCAACAUGAUCACCCAGAGAGAAGUCCAGAUGAUCUACAAGUUGUUUUCCAUGCAACAUAUGCAGGUGAUGUCAAGCUCUCUCUUACAGCCGACGUAUUUCUGGACUAUCCCAUGCCCAGCUUUGUUGGAAUUCCUCUGAAAUUGAAGAUCACUGGGCUCACGUUCAACGGCGUCGGGAUCCUGGCCUGCAUCAAGAAACGUGCGAAUCUUUGCUUUCUAGGUCCGGAAGACGCUGAGGCACUUGUUGGUGGCGAACCGAUUCUCGAUCCACUGGAUGCCAAGACGGAACAUGAGUCGAGUCACGAUAUGCAUUCAGGCAAGGUCGGGGCUCUGCUAGAAGCCAUCAAGAUUGAAAGCGAGAUGGGCGAAACCGAGAGUGGAAAACAAGUCCUCAAAAAUGUCGGCAAGAUCGAAAAAUUCAUUCUCGAGCAAGUUCAGCGCAUCUUCGAGGAUGAAUUCGUCUAUCCGAGCUUCUGGACAUUCCUGGUCUGAGGCACACUAUUAGUCACAGUCAUUCUUCGCCAUUAAGGGUCUUCUGGAUUUACAGAAGUACGACCAGCAGAAACCUGUAUGUUGAACGGCACUUGCAUGCAAAUAAGCGAGGCGUACGAAAAGUCCGACCUUGCCUGUGCGCAUCACAGAAUAAAUUGUGGCCUUGCUUCCGCGGUACGGUUACGCGGCCCGUUGGCGACUUGCAGCUGUCAAAAUCUGCCGUGUUACAAGGGAUGCAGGCUUGUGUUUCCUCGCACAAACAGCAGUCUGCAGUCGCACUUCACCUGCACACGGCCGCUGUCAACAAAAGCGCGUAGCCGUACGUCUUACUAGGUGGCGUGAGAUUUCGUACCACACGACUCGACAAGCUGUGCUUCUGCUAGUGUUGUGGGUUUACAGCCCCUGAGAAAUGGAGGUUGUGUACAUCGUAUAUUAUACUGGUGUACACCCAUGGAUACACAUCGGGUAUACCCGAAUACCAGGAUAUCCGAGCAAUAUUAAGCAGCUUGGCGGGUUGUAGGCGGGAUAUCAGCGUAUCCGAUAACUCCGCCUUGUAUAUACACAACGAGCUCGCCUAAAAGGGUCGUAUACAUAGUGUAUUAC